Juglans regia (Persian walnut) is the source of this 1221-nucleotide messenger RNA. Its product is annotated as patatin-like protein 2. The record is from RefSeq and is a predicted model, not a curated record. The transcript is spliced from 7 exons. Gene Ontology annotation, biological process: lipid metabolic process. Gene Ontology annotation, molecular function: glycerophospholipase activity; monoacylglycerol lipase activity. Lineage: Eukaryota; Viridiplantae; Streptophyta; Magnoliopsida; Fagales; Juglandaceae. The coding region runs from base 1 to 1221 and encodes 406 amino acids.
AUGGAAAACACAAUGUCGGUUCAUCCUAAUCAGCAGCCAACAUCAAAGAACUUGAUCACCAUUCUAAGCAUUGAUGGGGGUGGCAUCAGGGGAAUCAUCCCUGCAACUAUACUUGCUUUCCUUGAAUCCCAACUUCAGGAGUUGGAUGGUGAGGAAGUUAGACUUGCAGACUACUUCGACGUGAUUGCAGGAACAAGCACAGGUGGUCUUGUUACUGCCAUGUUAGCUGCUCCAAAUGAAAAGAAUCGACCUCUUUUUGAUGCUAAGGAUAUCAAGCCCUUCUAUCUUCAACACGGCCCUCAGAUUUUCCCACAGGAGAGCGGCAUAUAUGGAGCAAUAAAAAAUACAUUUAGAUCCCUGAUAGGACCCAAAUAUGACGGGAAAUACCUUCACCGGAUUCUAAGAGAGAAAUUAGGGGGAACUCGACUGGAUAGCACAUUGACCAACGUUGUUAUACCAACUUUUGAUAUCAAGCAACUACAACCAACCAUUUUCUCAUCGUCUGAGGCGAAAAAGGACUCCUGUUUGAAUGCUCGACUGUCAGACAUAUGCAUAGGCACUUCGGCAGCUCCAACCUACCUCCCUGCCCAUCACUUCAACCACCAAAAUGAUGUAGGAAAUGUUAGAGAAUUCAAUCUUAUAGAUGGUGGUGUUGUUGCAAACAAUCCGGCUCUAGUGGCCAUAAACCAAGUGACUAAACAGAUAUCUGAUGCAAAUCCUAAUUUCUUCCCAAUCAAAUCCACGGAUUAUGGUCGCUUUCUAGUAAUCUCAAUAGGCACAGGUUCAGGAAAGAUAGAAAAAAGAUACAAUGCAAAAAUGGUAGCCAAGUGGGGAAUUCUGAACUGGUUACUUCAUGGUGAUUCAGUACCAUUGGUGGAUGUGUUUACUCAAUCAAGUGCAGAUAUGGUUGAUUUGAACCUAGCUGUGGUGUUCCAAGCCCUUCAUUCCGAAGAGAAUUACCUCAGAAUUCAAGAUGACACACUGACUGGGACUGAAGCUUCAGUUGAUGCGUCUACGAAAGAGAACUUGAACAAACUCGUAGAGAUAGGGGAGAAGUUAUUGAAGAAACCAGUAUCAAGGGUGAAUUUAGAGACGGGUUUAUCAGAACCAGUUAAAAACUGUGGCACAAAUGAGGAGGCUUUGAGAAAAUUAGCUGAAAAACUUUCACAAGAAAGAAAGUGGAGAGAGGAAAAAUCUACACAUGGAAAAGUUGCACAUUGA